CCGCUCAGCCGUACUUAAGCCACAUAUAGUAUGCGGUUAAUUCUCAAAGCGCCCUGAGCCUUAAAAUGGCGUCCGAUUUUAUCCUAGGGUGAGUGUGGGUGAUUUGGGUGAGAAGCCUGGAGACUGGGGUGAUAGAGGUGAGAACGGGGUGAGAGCGGGUGAGAAUUCUCACCCAGGAUCACCCACAUACCCACUUUUACUUGGAGACCAGCCCAUAAAUAUGAGUGCUGGGUGGCUGCCUGGUCUUCUGUUCUUCUUUCUCAAAGUUCAGCCGUUUCAAAGAAGAUGUCCCUGAAAGACUUCCAAAAAGAACUCGAGGAAAGAACUGCACGUGCUGCGUCACGUGGCUUCACCCUUGAGUAUCAAAACAAACGAGAACAAGAAAACAACACCAUCUGCCUUAAACAGCUCGCUCCAGCUACUCUCAAGAAGUAUGAAGACACAGAAAAAAAUUGGGCAUUAUGGAGACUUUCUCGGAACGAAGCGAUCAAUGCAAAUUUUUCCAAGAAUGAACCUGAUCCUACCCCUGAAAUUCUAAAAUCUUUUGCCGAGGACUAUAUUGCAACAAGAAAAAGGAUACCUUCGCAGAAGUCUGCAUGUCAGAACUUGAUAAACUUCACGUCAAGAUGGGAAAGAGAGACAUUUCGUUCUCUGCCGAGGCCUGUCAAGGACGAUGUUCUAAACUAUAUUAGGCAGGAUCUGACCGUCAAAUAUCAAAUGCCUACAAAGCCACGCGAGCGUUUUAUGGUCACUGCAAAGGACAUUGACUACCUUCUUCGGGGCCUUUUCGGCGACGAUUGGCACGAUUACAAGCACGAGAGAGCACGUGUACAAACUGGAAGUGCUCUUGCACUAUUUGCUGGCUCAGGUACUAGGGCCGGUGCUAUAGUGGAAUCGAGCGCUUAUCUUCACACCAACGAAUGUCUAUAUUAUGGGCAUCUUACAUUCAAUAUGAAAUGGAGUACUAGAGAUCAACUGAAACGCUGGGUGACGAUUGAUCCCGAGUUUCUGAAAGGAUGGCGCUAUCGCGAUGACAAAGAUUUACCAAAAAACUGGUUCAGAGAACAUCCGAUUCUCGGAAUGAAUUUUGUAUUCUGGGUAAUAGUGCAUGGCAUUGCUGAUGGCGCCUUUAAGGGUCUCAGUACAGUGGCAGACGUUCUCGCUGUGAGACCUCCAAAAGGGCGAGAAUCAUAUACACUUGAGUGGAAUGAGAACGUGAAGAAGCUUCCUUUCUUUAGGAUGGUGGCUCCAGAAGGACCCCAUCGAGAGAAAGGAUUAUCUUUUUCUUCUAUGCACUGGAAUUUCACGCGUCUAGCUCAGCGCGAGUGCUUCAAGGACCCACUGCGCGUACAUGGGAUUCGUGGCGCUGUUGCAAAUUGCAUUGACCCCAAGGCGUCGGAGGCGACCCGCAGCCAGGCUCUCGAUCAUCAAAGCCAUAACACAUAUAUUAAAUACCAAUCUGUGCUGAAGGCUUUGGAUAUUCAGGCCCUGUUCUUUGAUUUGCAGCCUGAUUAUGAAUGUCGGGACAUGGAGCAGAGCAUGGCUCACCACAGAGACCCCAAUGCCCCCCAGAGAUUGGACGCAGCUGCUAUCCAAGCAUUCGAAGAGAGAGACGACAUCAAAUCUAUGAACCGGAGAAUUGCUUAUCUGACUUCAGAGAUCGCCGGGGAGCCCCAGCAACAUAAGGAACUUGCUGCUGAACGUACAAAUAUAUACAGCAGGAAAUCCAAGCUCUUAGAAACCUGGAAGAAGGUAUUCAUACAAAACUGGUGGCAUUCUGCAUACGACGAAUACAUAACAGGAAACGAAUUCACGGAACGCGACAUGACCUGUUUAUUCAACAUAUAUAAAAAGUACCUACCAGAACGUGCUCGUCUGAGCCAAUCACUUUUUACGGAAACAUCAUUGGAUAGUGUGAUUGGUCAACAAUGCCUAAGGGAUAUGGUUGCGCUUUGCACAUCCACGGAGCGCGUUGUUUACUAUCCCGGGCUAUUACCCGAGGACAAUCGAUGUCCGACAUGUUCCAAGCUUAUGUCACAAAUUCCAUUCCAGGGGAGAGCAAAACAUAUCUUGCAGUGUCGAAGACGAUCUCUAGGUGGGCCACAAUACCAACAACGAUAUAGGAAUGAGAAGCGCGCCCAUAGGCGUGUCCAGCGGAACUUUGUGCAGUUCUGCUAUCUCUGCGCGGAAAUUUACUGCGAUGAGCAAGCCUGGAUUGGCCACUGCCAAAGCCACAUCAAUAAUCUUCAGCCUCGAUGUGGGAUGUUAACGUUCCGUUAUACGCUUGUUGCCCCUGGCUUCUGCCCAUUUUGCCUGGGUGAUGAAGACAAGAAACCAGACGAGAGAUUUCAACAGUGGGUGGCCAAGGCAACACUGCUUAAUCAUAUUGACCAACAUUUCGAUGGUUUGAAAAUCUCAACGACAUUUUUCUGUCCACAUCCUUGUUGUCGAGCAAAGGAUUAUGGGAGUAUUAUAAAUCUGCGUCGCCACUUCUUCGAUGCACAUUCUAUUGACGAAACGCGGUCUAACUGUGUGAAUCGAAAAAGAAAAUGGCAAACGGAACCGGAACUUCUCGCUGAAGACAACACUCAAUCUCACCCCGAGUACUCAGCUAUACAGGAAUUUUCCAAUGUUGACAAUCAUCACAAGAAAGGGAAAACGGCCAGUUCCGACGAGGUGUAAGUUACAGAGAAAUACAUGGAGCAUUUUACGUGUUAUAAUGAAAGCCAGGCUUAUCUGAAGUGGGCGUAAGCAUUAGAGGAUCGUGCCCCGAAACAUAGGUAGCGUGUUCUUGAAUGGAUCAUUU
Messenger RNA from Penicillium brasilianum, 2806 nucleotides. The record is from the annotation of a GenBank genome assembly. NCBI's taxonomy places the organism in Eukaryota, Fungi, Ascomycota, Eurotiomycetes, Eurotiales, Aspergillaceae.